AUGCCACUGCCAUCGGAUUGGCUUUUACGGCACUCUGUGGUCAUGUGGUUGCUUCUGCAGAGCUUGGUGCUAAUGACCCUCUGCUUCCACCAUGCAGCCACAUCCUGCUCUAAACAUUGCUACUGCUCAGACAGCGAAGGGCAGUCGGGGGGCAAGACGAUGCGUUGCAGCAACCUGCGUCUCACGGAGAUCCCUCGGGACAUACCUAAUGACACGCGCCGUCUCUAUCUGGACUACAACCUCCUCACCAGUGUCCCUGCCAACACCUUCCAGAACCUUCCCUUACUUACUGAACUCGACUUGUCUCACAACGAGUUGGCUAAGUUGGAGCCCGGUGCAUUCCGGGGCCUGGCUGCCUCUCUGCAGUUUCUGGACCUUUCCUCCAACAAACUUGAGACCCUUGACCCGGAGGCGUUUGAGGGUGUGCAGGCACGUUCCAACCUGACCAACAACCCUUGGCGUUGUGACUGUGCGCUGCAGAUGGCAAUGCCACGCUUGGCCCUGGAACCUGUGUCGUUGAAAGGCAUUGUGUGUGAGACUUCAGUGCCUGAGGAUGCAGGUGUUCAGGGCGAGCCCUUCCUGCUGGCCAAAGACCUGGACCUAUGUGUCGCACUGAAGAAGACCACGGAUGUGGCCAUGCUGGUCACUAUGUUUGGCUGGUUCACCAUGGUCAUUUCCUACCUGGUCUACUACGUGCGGCACAACCAGGAGGAUGCCAGGCGCCACCUGGAGUAUCUCAAGUCUCUGCCCAGCAGGCAGGGCAAAUCUGAGGAGUCUUCCACCAUCAGCACUGUGGUAUAG
Messenger RNA from Chanos chanos (milkfish), 801 nucleotides. RefSeq names its product leucine rich repeat containing 3Ca (gene lrrc3ca). The record is from RefSeq and is a predicted model, not a curated record. The transcript has a single exon. Gene Ontology annotation, cellular component: plasma membrane. Lineage: Eukaryota; Metazoa; Chordata; Actinopteri; Gonorynchiformes; Chanidae. Gene Ontology annotation, molecular function: protein binding. Bases 1 to 801 code for a protein of 266 amino acids.